Amphiprion ocellaris (clown anemonefish) is the source of this 816-nucleotide messenger RNA. It is a transcript of the gene crabp2b, whose product is annotated as cellular retinoic acid binding protein 2, b. Bases 127 to 555 code for a protein of 142 amino acids. Gene Ontology annotation, biological process: fatty acid transport. Gene Ontology annotation, molecular function: fatty acid binding. Lineage: Eukaryota; Metazoa; Chordata; Actinopteri; Pomacentridae. The transcript is spliced from 4 exons. Gene Ontology annotation, cellular component: cytosol; nucleus. The record is from RefSeq and is a predicted model, not a curated record.
AUGGAGGCACAGAUGCAGGCAGAGGAGACGACUUUCCAAACCAGUUAACAGAGAGCGACAGACGCAAGCUGAGAGGAGAGUCUGCAAGCGCAAUCUGCUGCAAAAUUUACCGCCUCUGCAACCGAAAUGGAGAAUAAAGUCACAGAUUUCUCAGGAAAAUGGAAAAUGAAGUCUUCGGAAAACUUUGAGGAACUUUUGAAAGCACUCGGUGUGAAUGUGUUCCUGAGGAAAAUUGCAGUGACGGCUGCCUCCAGCCCGGCAGUGGAAAUCACCCAGCAGGGAGAGAGCCUGUCCAUCAAGACGUCCACCAGCGUCCGAACCACCCAUGUGUCCUUCACCGUGGGUCAGUCCUUCAACGAGGCCACGGUGGACGGACGCCCCUGCACGAGUUUUCCAAAGUGGGAAACGGACAGAAAGAUCAGCUGUGAACAGACUUUACAGAAAGGCGACGGGCCUAAGACGGCGUGGACGCGAGAGCUGACCAAUGAUGGAGAACUCAUACUGACGAUGACCGCCGGGGAUGUUGUCUGCACCAGAGUUUACGAGAGGGAAUGAGGAAAUUAUUUUCAGCACUGUCAUGCAAUGCUUCUGUUUUGUGCCUCAUGCAUGGUUUACAUUUACUCGCCUUGUUUACUUCUUCCUCCCAGCCAGUCAGUGUUGGUCAGCUCAAACUGUUCAGAAAAGUUGGCUUUUUUAAUGACAAAACUUGCUCUUUAUGUGUCGUAUAGACAUGUUACACAUUCCUUUUUGAAAAAAACUGCUUUAUUGCAGUGUCCAAAGCCUUUUUAAAAGAUGUUAAUAAACUGUUUUAUACGA